This is a messenger RNA of Linum trigynum, 2205 nucleotides long. The record is from the annotation of a GenBank genome assembly. Lineage: Eukaryota; Viridiplantae; Streptophyta; Magnoliopsida; Malpighiales; Linaceae.
AUGUGGGUCUUUUACCUGAUCUCGUUGCCUCUAACCCUAGGUAUGGUCGUCUCUACGUUGAGAUACUUCGCCGGGCCAGAGGUGCCGCGUUACGUUCUCUUCACUGUCGGAUACACCUGGUUUUGCUCCCUCUCCAUCAUCAUUCUCGUUCCCGCAGAUAUCUGGACGACUAUGUUUGGGUUCGAAACAGGCGCAAUCUCUUUCCUCUGGAGCUGGUCGUAUUGGAGUUCUUUCUUACUUACUUGGGGUAUAGUGCCCCUUAUUCAGGGUUUCGAAGAUGCUGGAGACUUUACUAUGACUGAAAAGUUGAAGACCAGCAUACAUGCUAACUUAAUCUUCUAUCUGAUUGUUGGAUCUGUUGGCCUCUUUGGACUUAUUCUUUUGAUAAUGAUGGACAAGAUAAGGACUAAUGGUGUGCUUGGUUUUGCUAUGGCGUGCUCAAAUACUUUUGGACUUGUGACAGGUGCAUUUCUUCUUGGUUUUGGUUUGAGUGAGAUUCCAAAGACUCUGUGGAGAAACGCAGAUUGGACUAUACGACAAAAGGUUCUUUCUCAUAAGAUUGCAAAAAUGGCUGUGAAACUUGAUGAUGCCCAUCAGGAAUUUUCCAAUGCCAUUGUGGUCGCUCAAGCAACAUCAAAUCAGAUGUCCAAGCGUGAUCCUUUGCGACCCUACAUGGAUGUCAUUGACAAUAUGCUGGCUCAGCUGUUUAGGCAAGAUCCAUCUUUUAAGCCUCAAGGUGGUCAACUGGGGGAAAAUGAUAUGGACUAUGACACAGAUGAGAAAUCAAUGGCAACACUCAGGCGUCAUCUUCGACGAGCUCGAGAUGAAUAUUAUCGUUACAAAAGCGAAUACAUGACAUUUGUCUUGGAAGCUCUUGAACUCGAAGAUGCAAUUAAAAACUAUGAACGCAGAAACUCAACUGGAUGGAAAUACAUGUCCAGCUUCAGACCUGCUAGAAGUGGGAAACUGGGUUCACUGGUGGAUACCAUAGAAUUUCUUUGGAGAUGCGUACUGAGGAAGCAACUUGAGAAGCUCUUGGCUAUUAUACUUGGCACCAUGUCAGCUGCAAUUCUCUUAGCUGAGGCAACACUUGUAAUUACUGGCGUUGAUUUGUCACUUUUUUCUAUCCUUAUUAAAUCUGUUGGACGGCAAGAACUUUUUGUACAGGUCUCAGCUCUUGUGCCUUUGAUGUAUAUGUGCAUCUGCACAUAUUAUUCAUUAUUCAAAAUUGGAAUGUUGAUGUUCUACUCACUAACUCCCCGACAAACAAGUUCUGUGAGCUUGCUUAUGAUAUGCUCGAUGGUUGCUCGAUAUGCUCCUCCAAUUUCAUACAACUAUCUUAACCUCAUUAAUCUCGGUGAUAAGGAUACGGUAUUUGAAAAGCGAAUGGGGAAGAUUAAUGACGCUGUUCCCUUUUUUGGAGUUGGCUUCAACAGAAUCUAUCCACUUUUCAUGGUUCUCUACACUCUGCUGGUCGCAAGCAACUUCUUCGACCGUUUACUAGGUUUCUUUGGCAAUUGGAAGAGGUUUAGGUUUCAAACCGAGGUAGAUGAUACAGAUGGCUUUGAUCCUUCAGGACUAAUUAUUCUUCAGAAGGAAAGAUUGUGGUUAGAACAAGGACAGGGAGUCGGUGAGCAUGUUGUCCCACUAGCGAGGAACUUUAACGGCAUGGAUGUUGAGUCUGCCAGCAACAAUAUGGAUAAGACAACGGUGGAAAUGAAGUCUUCAAGCAAUUUGAUCACCGAUGACAAAGCGGGAGGUUCAUUGAAUAGAGUUUCAAAGGAAGAGACUCGUCGAUACAAUCCGAGCAGAGAAGCUCUUAGCAGUAAGUAUGCUGCGGUUAGACAGCAGAGUAGACUUUCCAACCUGAGGCCAGUGGAGAAGAACAUAGCUUCCGCUAAGGUGUCAUUGCUUGAUGCAGGCAACUCAGAUUCCGACAACACAACUCGAGGGGGGAUGUCUUCAUCUUCAUCUGGUCUGACUGCUAGGUGGGAGUCAAUGAAGAACGGGUUUCAGACCUUCAAAGCCAAUAUAGAGGCAAAGAGAUUUCUUCCUCUAAGGCAGACACAUGAACCUUCAAAGCUCGUCUCCCACGAUUCAUCGCCCGAGAGUCUCGACGAGAUAUUCCAGAGAUUAAAGCGACCGUCCGUUGAUGAUCCUGGAAGUCUGAGUGGCGAGGAUGAUGCUGCCGGGACCACCAGAUGA